This is a messenger RNA of Kazachstania africana CBS 2517, 588 nucleotides long. RefSeq names its product Hsp90 cochaperone SBA1 (gene SBA1). Gene Ontology annotation, molecular function: Hsp90 protein binding; protein-folding chaperone binding. Gene Ontology annotation, biological process: chaperone-mediated protein complex assembly; protein folding. Gene Ontology annotation, cellular component: cytosol; nucleus. The coding region runs from base 1 to 588 and encodes 195 amino acids. NCBI's taxonomy places the organism in Eukaryota, Fungi, Ascomycota, Saccharomycetes, Saccharomycetales, Saccharomycetaceae. The transcript has a single exon. The record is from RefSeq and is a predicted model, not a curated record.
AUGUCAUCUAAUAAUACACUAAUCCCAGAAGUUCUAUGGGCCCAAAGAUCCAGUGAUAAUGACAAGGAUAAGAAUUACCUUCUGUUGACAAUUAGCAUACCAGAUUGUGACAAACCUAGCUUGAAGAUUGAUGCUAAUUCAAUGGAAUUAGAUGCCAAGUCGCUACCUCAUAGAGGGGAUGAAGAAUCGCACCAUUAUAAUUUGAAAAUUGAUUUUUUUAAGGAAAUUCUACCUGAUUUAACACUACACAAGAAGGCUAAUGGCCAACAUUACUUCUUAAAGAUCUUCAAGAAAGAUUUACAAACUGAAUAUUGGCCACGCUUAACUAAAGAAAAGAUCAAAUAUCCUUACAUCAAGACCGAUUUUGAUAAGUGGGUCGAUGAAGAUGAACAAGAAGAAAUUCCUCAAACAAAUGAUCAAGAUUUAAAUUCACUUGAUUUUAGUCAAUUGAUGCAAGGUGCUGGUGGUGCUGGAAAUUUACAAGAAAUGUUAGGUGCAUCCGCUAAUAUGACUGCUAGGGAAGUCGAAUCAGAUGAAGAAGAUGAUGAUGUAGAAAAUGAAGAAGAGGAGGAUGAAAAGAAAGACUAG